Molecule: messenger RNA, 600 nt
Organism: Balearica regulorum gibbericeps (East African grey crowned-crane)
Lineage: Eukaryota; Metazoa; Chordata; Aves; Gruiformes; Gruidae
Source: RefSeq, a predicted model, not a curated record
GGUUCAAGUUGAAUUCUAUAUGAAUGAAAAUACAUUUAAAGAGAGACUAAAGCUCUUCUUCAUCAAAAACCAAAGAUCAAGUCUGAGAAUACGAUUAUUCAAUUUUUCUCUCAAGCUACUAAGCUGUUUCUUAUACAUAAUUCGUGUGCUCCUGGAUGAUCCUGCACAAGCACUUGGAUGUAAGGAAUUAAACCGGAGUUGUUCCAAUCAAAACUACACACCUGGAACAAUUGAUUGGUCUCCUAUUAUUUGGGUGAAUCGAAGCUUGCCUUUAUGGGGAUUACAGGUUUCUGUGGCUUUAAUAAGUCUCUUUGAAACACUGCUGCUGAGUUAUCUAAGCUACAAGGGAAAUAUCUGGGAACAAAUUCUGAGAAUACCCUUUCUCCUGGAAAUAAUUAAUGCUGUCCCUUUCAUCAUCACGAUUUUCUGGCCAGUCCUAAGAAACCUGUUUAUUCCUGUAUUUUUAAAUUGUUGGCUCGCAAAGCAUGCUUUAGAGAAUAUGAUUAAUGAUCUUCACAGAGCCAUCCAACGCACACAGUCUGCGAUGUUUAACCAAGUCCUCAUUCUAAUAUCUACCUUACUAUGCCUUAUCUUCACUUG